This is a messenger RNA of Pyrgilauda ruficollis (rufous-necked snowfinch), 1893 nucleotides long. It is a transcript of the gene ZNF488, whose product is annotated as zinc finger protein 488. The transcript has 4 exons. NCBI's taxonomy places the organism in Eukaryota, Metazoa, Chordata, Aves, Passeriformes, Passeridae. Gene Ontology annotation, cellular component: nucleus. Gene Ontology annotation, biological process: regulation of DNA-templated transcription. The record is from RefSeq and is a predicted model, not a curated record. The coding region runs from base 107 to 1726 and encodes 539 amino acids. Gene Ontology annotation, molecular function: protein binding.
ACUUGUCCGUAGCGGGAUCCCGGGAGAGGGACGGGGCGCGGCGGGACCCCCGGCGCCGCAGCUCCCCCGUCCGCGGGGAGCCUGCAGCGGGACCCCCAGAUUUAUAAUGGAACUUACAUCUUUGCCUAAAUUCCUUUGGACAAGUGACAACAAGCUUCUGCAUCACCAUUUUCCAGACAUACUGGCUACUGUUCAUACCACACAAGACAUCCCUGAAGAAGUUGUUUUUGGACCAUGCAUGCUCCAGAACACCCUGCUGGACACUGUAGCUUUCAUUGCUCUCAAGUGUUCUGACAGACGGAACAUCCACUAUGUAUUUAAGGUGGAUGUUACAUCUGUGCACAGCCCCACAGGACUGCCGUGGAUGAGACUCGUACAGGCAGCUGCCAAUAGCAAGGAGCAGAACUUGGAAGCUUACUUAGAAAACAGUCAGUUAUACUAUCGCUCCACCAGGAGAAUCAGCAGAAAUGAGGAGCUGCUUGUCUGGUACGAUGAGGAGCUUUCCAGCCUCUUGGGUUUCAAUGAGAUAAAAGCUCAGAGGCCCCAGAAUGAGCUGAAAUGCCAAGAGUGUGACCGAGUCUUUAAAUGUGAGCAUUCCUAUCUGUCCCAUGUCCGCUUCCUCUGUGUCCCAGAGAAGAGCGCUCUGCUAUGGAGAAACUUCCAGAGCCCUAAAACUGAAAAGAGCAGCCUAGCUGAGCAGACCACGAAUUUCCACAGUCUGGCAAGGGACCUGGAAGUCAAAAUGUCAGCUUGUAAAGAUGAUGCACAUGGCCUUAUUGGAGAAAGGAGAGCAAAAUCUGAAGAGGCUGAGAACAACAGGAGCAGGAAAACAGUGCUGUUGGAGAAAACCAAUAAUUUGACUGAGGAACGUAACUUUGGGGGCAAGGAAGAGGUUGGGGGAGAGCAUGCAUUGGCUGGUUCUUUCAGGAAGCUUGCUUCAGGGAGGCAGUCAGCUAGGAAGGAUGCUUUAGAGCAGAAGCAGAGUGCUUUCACUGAGGUCAGGAGGAUGAAAGAGAAGCUGAGGAAUGAGAGACUGCAGGAGCCAGAGCAGGAGGAUGGCACGGUCCCGCUUGGUAAAGAGCAGGUGUCAAAGGAAGUGUUGCUGAACUCCUCUGGUAGUGCAUUCUCCUUUGUUUGGCCUGCCAGAGGUCGAGGAGAACAGAAGAGUGCUUUCAGCAAGCCCAGUAAGUGUGUAACAGAAAGAGCUGCAGUAAAUUCUUCUCAUCCCAUGAGUGAGUCAACAAAGAGCCUGGGGGAGCUGUCUGGCUUCAUUGCCACCGCAGACAUCAUGUGCUGCAGCAGUCUUCUCAAUUCCAAGUUCUUUGUCAGUGAUUUGUGUAAUGCUCAGAUGCUGCAGACAAGCAUCACUCGGAGCAAUGUUUUCCCAUAUACCUCAGAACCGUGGCUCAAGCAAGCAGGAGGACAGUUACAAAACACCACCACCACUUCCUCCUCCUCCUCCUCUUCCUCCUCUUCCUUGACUCUUCUUCCCCCCACUUUCACAUCCUUUGGAGUGGCUGCCCAGAACUGGUGUGCCAAAUGCAACCUGUCCUUUCGCAUGACGUCUGAUUUAGUCUUCCACAUGCGGUCACAUCACAAAAAGGAAUACUCCUCCAGUGAAUCCCAGUGCAAGAGGAGACGAGAGGAGAAGCUGACGUGUCCCAUUUGCCACGAGUACUUCCGAGAACGCCAUCAUUUAUCCCGGCACAUGACUUCUCAUAAUUAGAGCUAUGCAGACAGAUGUCACCAAGUGACUGGGCAGGCUGGGUGAAGAAGGGAAUGAUAGUCAAUUAAAUCCAUUUCUUUUUGAGUUUACAUUAAUUUCUUUCAGAAAAUCACUGUUUACAAUAAUUUAUAAUAGAUGCUUUGUGAAAAAAAAAAUUAAAUGUUUAC